Molecule: messenger RNA, 6052 nt
Organism: Lates calcarifer (barramundi perch)
Lineage: Eukaryota; Metazoa; Chordata; Actinopteri; Centropomidae
Product: aconitate hydratase, mitochondrial
Exons: 18
Coding region: 27-2372 (781 amino acids)
Biological process (GO): tricarboxylic acid cycle
Cellular component (GO): mitochondrion; cytosol
Molecular function (GO): 4 iron, 4 sulfur cluster binding; aconitate hydratase activity
Source: RefSeq, a predicted model, not a curated record
ACCCGGGCGACACAUAUUUGAACAAAAUGGCGUCUUACUGCUUGACUGUCACUAGACUGCGGCUGGCCCUUGGAACUGGGGCAAGACGGUUUCAUGUCUCUACAGCUUUCAGUGCCAAAGCCAAAGUGGCUAUGAGCCGCUUUGAACCCGGCUCCAGCAUUAACUAUGAGAAGAUGCACGAGAACAUCAACAUUGUACGCAGGAGGCUCAACAGACCUCUCACUCUGUCAGAGAAGAUUGUGUAUGGUCACCUGGAUGAUCCAGCAGGGCAGGAGAUUGACCGCGGCCGCACGUACCUGCGCCUGCGUCCAGACCGCGUGGCUAUGCAGGACGCUACAGCUCAGAUGGCGAUGCUUCAGUUUAUCAGCAGUGGUCUGCCCAAGGUGGCCGUUCCCUCCACCAUCCACUGUGAUCACCUGAUUGAGGCUCAGAUCGGAGGAGCUCAGGACCUGCAGAGGGCUAAAGAGGUGAACCAGGAGGUGUACAACUUCCUUGCAACUGCUGCAGCCAAAUAUGGAGUUGGUUUCUGGAAACCAGGCUCAGGGAUCAUCCAUCAGAUCAUCUUGGAGAACUAUGCCUAUCCUGGAGUGAUGCUGAUUGGUACAGACUCCCACACUCCCAAUGGUGGUGGCCUGGGUGCCAUCUGUAUUGGAGUGGGUGGAGCUGAUGCUGUGGAUGUCAUGGCUGGAAUCCCUUGGGAGCUCAAGUGUCCUAAAGUGAUCGGAGUGAGGCUGACAGGCACCCUGUCUGGCUGGACCUCUCCGAAGGAUGUCAUCCUGAAGGUGGCUGGCAUCCUGACUGUGAAGGGCGGCACUGGAGCCAUUGUGGAAUAUCAUGGCCCUGGAGUUGACUCCAUCUCCUGCACUGGAAUGGCCACCAUCUGUAACAUGGGUGCUGAGAUUGGAGCCACUACGUCUGUUUUCCCCUACAACCACCGCAUGAAGACGUAUCUGGAGAAAACUGGCCGUGGAGAGAUUUCCUCUGUGGCUGAUCAGUUUAAAGAUGACUUGGUCCCAGAUGAGGGCUGUGAGUACGACCAAGUCAUUGAGAUUAACCUGAGUGAGUUGAAGCCCCACAUCAACGGACCAUUCACCCCUGACCUGGCCCACCCUGUGUCUGAGAUCGGGGCCAUAGCAAAGAAGAGCGGCUGGCCCCUGGAGGUUAAAGUUGGUCUGAUCGGCAGCUGCACCAACUCCAGCUAUGAGGACAUGGGCAGAGCGGCUUCUCUGGCUAAGCAGGCUCUGGAUAAAGGUCUGAAGUGCAAGGCCCAGUUCACCGUCACUCCUGGCUCUGAACAGAUCCGCGCCACUAUUGAGAGGGAUGGAUAUGCCAAGAUCCUGAGUGAUGUUGGCGGAAUUGUACUCGCCAAUGCCUGUGGACCCUGCAUCGGACAGUGGGACAGGAAGGACGUGAAGAAAGGAGAGAAGAAUACUAUUGUCACGUCCUUCAACAGGAACUUCACUGCCAGGAAUGAUGCUAACCCAGCGACUCACGCUUUUGUCACCUCUCCUGAGAUUGUCACUGCCUUGGCCCUGGCUGGGACCCUCAACUUCAACCCUGAGACUGACUACCUAACUGCUCCUAAUGGAGAAAAGUUCAAGCUAGAACCACCCAGCGGUGAUGAGCUCCCCUCCAGAGACUUCGACCCAGGCCAGGACACCUACCAGCACCCCCCAGCUGAGAGCAGCUCAGUCAAUGUGGAUGUGAACCCCUCCAGCAACCGUCUGCAGCUGCUGGAACCGUUUGACAAAUGGCACGGAAAAGACCUGGAAGACAUGAGGGUCCUCAUCAAGGUGAAGGGAAAGUGCACCACUGACCACAUCAGUGCCGCUGGCCCCUGGCUGAAAUUCCGCGGCCAUCUGGACAACAUCUCCAACAAUCUGCUGAUUGGUGCCGUCAACAUUGAGAAUGAUGCCGUCAACAAGGUCAAGAACCAGCUGACAGGAGAGUACGGAGGUGUGCCCGAUGUGGCCCGCCACUACAAGGCCAACGGAGUGAACUGGGUUGUGGUUGGAGACGAGAACUAUGGAGAAGGGUCCAGCAGAGAGCAUGCCGCCCUGGAGCCACGACACCUGGGAGGACGCGCCAUCAUCGUCAAGAGCUUUGCCAGAAUCCAUGAGACUAACCUGAAGAAGCAGGGCCUGCUGCCUCUGACUUUUGCAGACCCCCAAGACUACGACAAAAUUCGCCCUGAUGACAAGAUCUCAAUCACUGGCCUGAAAUCCUUUGCUCCCGGCAAGACCCUGACAGCAGUGAUCAAACACAGCGACGGCAGCCAGCAGUCCAUCUCCCUAAACCACACCUUCAAUGACACACAGAUCGAGUGGUUCAAGGCUGGCUCCGCCCUCAACAGGAUGAAGGAGCUCCAGUAGUUGGUGGCAAGGAGGAAGGUGGGGCCUGAAGGGGCCAAUGAGGGGCCUUGGUGUGGGUUAAGAAGGGGAGAAACAUGGGCCUAGAGAGGGGCUUCGCAAAGAGGGAGAGACGAUUUUAACGGUAGAUGGUAACCAGACUUGAUUUAAGGACAGCGGCAGUCAUGCUCAGUUAAAGAAAAGAACACACACACAUGUGCGCGUGCACACACACACACACACACACACACACACACAAGGUCGCUGUACAGAUGAAAAGCGCACACACAUAUACACAUACACACGAGCAUGUUCAUGCACAGACAGGAUUACUGUGAAAGCACUCCCAGGCGACAGGCAGACUAGCAUGAAUGCACUCAAACAAACGCACAUAACCGAAGCUUAGCAGUGUGUGUGUCUGUCUCGUAUACUGUAUCGUUCAUACAAGCAGCACUCCUCAGUUUUAAAUGAGAAUUGUCGAGCUCAUUUGUUCAUUUGGCACUUAGUUGACUGUUUCAUACACAGAUGCUCAUCCUUCUCCAUUGGUACUUUCCUAUUUUUGUGACACAUUGGUAUCACUACUGUAUUUCUCAAAAGAGGAAGUUGUUUGGUUUCACUAAAAGUCGUUUCAAACUCUCCUCUGCAGAAACAGGCUUGUUGGAAGCAGUAACAUCAUCAUCAGCUAUCCUGUGUCUUGUCAUCUUUGGUGGCCGUAUCCAGCAGAAUAUAAUUUAAAGAUUUGAUGAAGGAGUGACUAGUUAAUAGCAUCAUAGUUAAAUAUCUUUAACUGCAAAAUCCACCCAAGACCAGGAUAUUCUUGUCCUUCAUUAUACCUCCUCUGUAAUGUUGUUCCAUCCAAACAGCUCAAUAAGCUGACUGAGUAGUUUAACUCACAUGAAUGUACUUUUCCUUCAUUAUCUCCAGACCUGUCACCUGAAGUCUCUUCUUACACUUCUAAUGAUGAUGUACUUCAGGGUUUUCUGCUUUCUGAUACAAUUAUUGAGUUGAACAAGUUUCUCAGUCAUUGUUGAUUAGAACCACACUGUAAACAAGCUGCCAGACUCACUUAUUUACUGUAAGCAGCAUCAGUGACAUCCCAUCAGCUCCUACACCUGCGGCCCACCCUGCUCUCACUCGGCCGGAGAUCUGGAGUAUUCAGGCUGCUGUUGUUGCACUUUUCAUUUUCAUCAGCCUCCAUGUGAAUCUCUGUCCACUCCCUGCUGCUCUUCUCAUGCUCACUAGCCCGUUCUCCGUCUUAUUGAAUGAUAUAACACCCCACUGUGUGAAAAUGUUUCUGUGUGGUUGUCUCUUUCUGACUGGGACAACAACCAGAACACAUACCACUGUUGUGUUAGCACUAGCUUUGCCAUUUUUUCUUUUCAUCUGUGCUUUGUCCUGUGUGUGUGUGUGUGUGUGUGUGUGUGUGUGUGUGUGUGUUUGUUUCUGUGUAUGAGAUGCAUGAUUGUUUUUAUCAGGUUAACAUUGGUCUGUGUUUGCAUCUGUCUGUCCCUCUCUGCUCCUGCUGCCUCUCUAUUUGUGGUCACCAGGCUGGCUCAUGCAGUCCAAACCAAAACCUGAUGCUUGGUUAAAUAGGCUGUAAUCAGGUUUGUGUUGCUAGACAGUAAAGCUGCACUGGGCAAGAUUUUUAUGUACAUUCUGAUGUAAAGUAUAGACACAAGAAAUCCUCUGUGCCCACAGAGAAAAAGCAGCAGUGUGAUAAACUCUUUCUAGCAGCUGCAAUCAUUCCACGUCCAGAGAAACCUGUACGCUUGGAUAGUCGACCUUCAGUGUUGUCAUCUCAAUGAAAACAGCUGGAGCUUCACAGAUCACUUGGUCAUCCAGCUCAGGCGUUAUGUACACAUUACGUUACGUUGUCAUCAUUUCUCUGUGUUUAAAUCCCAGUUUUUCAGUUCGUCCUCCCCAUCAUCUGGAGCUGCCAGUGUGUGAAAUUGCCUCGUGUAGCUGUAACGGGAGAUGACAGGCUGUGUUUGUCUUUGAACAGAAUGUUUUUUCAGGUUGAGGUUUGGUCCUCCGCAGCAUGGGAAGGCCUGCUGUCUUCUUACACAAACUAACGCACAAUCUAGUGUCCAGAUGCCUGUACACUAGCACUUUGUAGAGUUAGAGAAGUAGUUUUUAGGUGUGCUUUGCUAUAUGUCGUUGUUUUUCUUCUGCAUACAUCUUCCUCUUCUGCGUACAUUUCUGUUGUGUGUGACUCUAUAGGACUGACAUACAACUUUAUAUAUUCAUUACUGAUAAAUGAGUUUUCAGCCAGUAGAACGACCUAGAUUCGAGAUCAUUCUUAUAUAUAAACCAGAGUCUUGCUAUGAUGUAUACCAAGUGUGCACCACUGAAACACUGUGGUCAUAUAUGAGACUUAGGGAUAUUUGAGGUCAUUGCUGCUAUGUUUAAUGUGGCAGUACUGUUAGCCCUCUGUGUUUAGAGAAUCUAAAUCCGUCACUUCUUCAGUCUGCUGUAAUAGAUGUGAAACUGUUUGGAUUAAUACAGUUCCUGGGCUAAAACCCUAUGUACUAAAAAGUCACAAAGUUUGGACCUGCGUGUAAAUGAUGUGAUAUAUAGCUGCACUUUGUAUAGGGAUGUGUACAUAGAUAAUAAAUAAUUAUAUAGAUAUAAAUAUAUAUGAACAGAGAGAGAGAGAGAGAGAGAGAGAGAGAGCAAGUAAGAUGCUGUAUGCUGCCCGUUUAAAUGAGAGCCGUUAACUCAGUUUGUUACCUCUCGUAGCGUAGUGUCAUGAUAUACAGCCGGUCUUUAAAUUAAACUGAAUCUCCAUUAAUCUGAUGGUUUGACAGACCAGUUGACAUGUUGAUUGUGGGUUAAAUGAAAGCACAGAUAUUGGAUUGUAGCUGUCAGUUGCUGCUGGGCUUUGACAGUGAAAAGGGACUUGUUAUUUUUUAGAAAGGUGAAAAAGCAGCAGCCCAACUUUAAGGACUUCUUGGACAUAAAUGAUUCCUUAUAGGGUCAGCUGUUCAUAAACUCAGCUGCUCAACGCAUUGAGAAUCAUCAAAAAAACUGUUUUAUGCCCUCAUUACGAUCACAUUUCUGACGGUUAAACACUCCUCAUCAGUGUAUCAGAUUUACUGCCAAAGAUGCCUAAUGAAAAAUGUGAAGAAAUAACAUUUACCCAGGAGUUUGACAAAUCACCCAUUCAUUUCCAUUUCCACAAUGACUUGAUAUUCUACAGGGUCGUGUUUCCUAAAGAAUCCACCAGGAUCUUCAAAAAUACUGAUUUAUUUGAUUGUCAUUUCCUGUGUCAGCACAUUUAACAGCUGCUUGUGAAACAGUUUGCUUAUACUGUGAUGUAAGAUGCUACUUUGAUGUUCACUGGUUCAGUUUUAACAGCGCUACUGUAAACCAAUAAAUCAAAUGAUGUUGUUCAUGAAGGCAUUGUGUGGUGGCAUGCCCAUUCUGUCAUUUUGUACUCAGGUGCACUCUGUUUGGUCAGGCGUUGUAUGAUUGGUUGGAAAUCAUUUCUUUAACAUGCUACAUUUGAUUGAAGAUGGAAUAUGAAUAGAUGUUAUAUCACGGUGAUGGUCUCCCUCACACUCCUGUUUCAGCAUUAAACUUGAUUUUUGUAAAAGUAGAUGGUUCAGAAUGCCUGCACUUUUGUAGCUUGCGAGAUUUAGAGAAGAUAUCUUGACAUUUACAGUAUAAAUGGUAAAUUAAUAAAGAUGAAAUUCAGAAGUGAA